Messenger RNA from Grammomys surdaster, 1218 nucleotides. It is a transcript of the gene Polb, whose product is annotated as DNA polymerase beta. NCBI's taxonomy places the organism in Eukaryota, Metazoa, Chordata, Mammalia, Rodentia, Muridae. Gene Ontology annotation, molecular function: DNA binding; DNA-directed DNA polymerase activity. The transcript has 14 exons. The record is from RefSeq and is a predicted model, not a curated record. The coding region runs from base 58 to 1065 and encodes 335 amino acids. Gene Ontology annotation, biological process: double-strand break repair via nonhomologous end joining. Gene Ontology annotation, cellular component: nucleus.
CCUGUCAGGCGCCGCCAUUGUUCCACCGGUAGGACCCAGGUGUGGGUCCCCGGCGCCAUGAGCAAACGCAAGGCGCCGCAGGAGAGCCUCAACGGCGGCAUCACGGACAUGCUCGUGGAACUCGCAAACUUUGAGAAGAACGUGAACCAAGCGAUCCACAAAUACAAUGCGUACAGAAAAGCGGCAUCUGUGAUAGCAAAAUACCCACACAAAAUCAAGAGUGGGGCAGAAGCUAAGAAACUGCCAGGAGUAGGAACAAAAAUUGCUGAAAAGAUUGAUGAAUUUUUAGCAACUGGAAAAUUGCGUAAACUGGAAAAGAUUCGUCAGGAUGAUACAAGUUCAUCCAUCAAUUUUCUGACUCGAGUUACCGGCAUCGGGCCAGCUGCUGCAAGGAAGUUUGUAGAUGAAGGAAUUAAGACAUUAGAAGAUCUCAGGAAAAAUGAAGAUAAGUUGAACCAUCAUCAACGAAUUGGGCUGAAAUAUUUCGAGGACUUUGAAAAGAGAAUUCCUCGUGAAGAGAUGCUACAGAUGCAGGAUAUUGUACUUAAUGAAGUUAAAAAAGUGGAUCCUGAGUACAUUGCUACAGUCUGUGGCAGCUUCAGAAGAGGCGCAGAGUCCAGUGGAGACAUGGAUGUUCUGCUGACCCACCCCAGCUUCACGUCAGAAUCAAGCAAACAGCCAAAGUUGUUACAUCGUGUUGUGGAACAGUUACAAAAAGUCAAUUUCAUUACAGAUACUCUGUCAAAGGGUGAAACAAAGUUCAUGGGUGUUUGCCAGCUUCCCAGUGAGAAUGAGGAAAAGGAAUAUCCACACAGGAGAAUCGAUAUCAGGUUGAUCCCUAAAGAUCAGUACUACUGUGGUGUUCUCUACUUCACUGGGAGUGACAUCUUUAAUAAGAAUAUGAGAGCGCAUGCCCUGGAAAAGGGCUUCACAAUCAAUGAGUACACCAUCCGCCCCCUGGGGGUCACUGGAGUUGCUGGGGAGCCCCUUCCUGUGGACAGUGAGCGGGACAUUUUUGAUUACAUCCAGUGGCGCUACCGGGAGCCCAAGGACAGAAGUGAAUGAUGCCCUCUCUCCACCCCAGCCACAUCCCACUAGGAGUCCUAAUUUAUUUCUUAACCUUUGCUAUGUAAGGGUUUUUGGUGUUUUUAAGUAAUUGCAUCUUCUCUGUGCCUACCAUGUAAUGGUCAAUAAACCUCUUGAGCUAUUAUUAUUGAA